Messenger RNA from Emiliania huxleyi CCMP1516, 8946 nucleotides. RefSeq lists its product as hypothetical. The record is from RefSeq and is a predicted model, not a curated record. The transcript is spliced from 23 exons. Lineage: Eukaryota; Haptophyta; Isochrysidales; Noelaerhabdaceae. The coding region runs from base 1 to 8946 and encodes 2981 amino acids. Gene Ontology annotation, cellular component: membrane.
AUGUCUGGCCCUCGAGCGUCUGCUUGGUUCUUGCGGAUGCAGGCGGCCAUGAUUGAGGACCGCCAGUCGAAGACGCUGCUGGCUGACGAGACUGUGCAGUGGCUGCGGGCGCAUCGGCAGCGGCAGUGGCAGAAGGUGGCGGCAGACUUCAACAAGCGUCUGGACGAAGCGAAUGAGCGCGCGGACGCAUCAAUCGCAGCGUGGCUCGCGGCUCACAAGGAGCGCGUCGCGCUUGGGCCUUGGCAUGACGACCGACGGCGUGGCGCGUGGCUGCUGAUUCUCGCCGCGCUGCUCCCGCUGGCAUGUGCACCAUCAGCCUACACGUCUGGCUCGGGCGAGUCUGGCUCUGGGGAGAUUGGCUCUGGCGAGGUUGACAUCGAUCCGUCGCCAUCUCCCGAGCCGUCGCCAGCUCCAUCGCCCGAGCCGUCACCGUUUCCCGAAUUUCCCGAGCCGUCGCCCGAGCCUGAGCCGUCGCCGUCUCCCGAAUUUCCCGAGCCGUCGCCCGAGCCUGAGCCGUCGCCGUCUCCCGAAUUUCCCGAGCCGUCGCCGCCGCCGUACCCUCCGGCCAAGGCGCCGGUCCCGCCGCCGCCGCCGCCGUCCCUUCCGCCGCCGUCCCCGCCGCCGUCGCCGCCGCCGCCGUCCGCGUCGGGCGAGACUGGCUCUGGGGAGAUUGGCUCUGGCGAGGUUGACUCACCGCCGUCCGCUCCAUCAAUCGACUUCCAGGUCACUGUGGGUGGCGGCAGCUACCCGUCCGAGGUGUCGUGGGACCUGACGUGCAGCGGCGCGUUGAUCGGCAGUGGAGGGGCCCCCUACUUUGGCACCCUGUCCGCGCCGCCCGGCGAGUGCACGCUCAACAUGUACGACUCGUGGGGCGACGGCUGGAACGGCGACGAGUGGGAGGCCGCCGAUGCCGCCGCCACCGCCGCCGCCGCCGCCGCCCUCGCCGCCGCCCUCGCCUCCGCCGCCCUCGCGUCGCCGUCGCCGCCGCCCUCGCCGCCGCUCGUCUGCCCGUGCCUCACCGCCUACCCGGCCGGCGUCAACCUCGUGAGCGCCGAGGUGCAUGUCGUCGCGGCGGACGGCGUGAGCCUCGCGUACCCCGGCACGUACUGCCUCCACGGGUGCGACCCGCACGACAGCAGGCUCGAGCCGUCCUGCGACUCGACCUGCUACCCCGGCUGGUGCGAGCACGAGUGGUGCUACGUCGACCCGGCCGCGUGCCACACCGAGUACAGCACGACCGCGUACGUGGUGGGCGCCACCCCGCACUACUUGUGCCCCGCCGAUGCCGCCGCCACCGCCGCCGCCGCCGCCCUCGGCGCCGCCCUCGCCGCCGGCCUCGCCUCCGCCGCCCUCGCGUCGCCGUCGCCGCCGCCCUCGCCGCCGCUCGUCUGCCCGUGCCUCACCGCCUACCCGGCCGGCGUCAACCUCGUGAGCGCCGAGGUGCAUGUCGUCGCGGCGGACGGCGUGAGCCUCGCGUACCCCGGCACGUACUGCCUCCACGGGUGCGACCCGCACGACAGCAGGCUCGAGCCGUCCUGCGACUCGACCUGCUACCCCGGCUGGUGCGAGCACGAGUGGUGCUACGUCGACCCGGCCGCGUGCAACGCCGAGUACAGCACGACCGCGUACGUGGUGGGCGCCACCCCGCACUACUUGUGCCCCGCCGAUGCCGCCGCCGCCGCCGCCGCCGCCGCCCUCGCCGCCGCCCUCGCCUCCGCCGCCCUCGCGUCGCCGUCGCCGCCGCCCUCGCCGCCGCUCGUCUGCCCGUGCCUCAUGCCGUGCCUCACCGCCUACCCGGCCGGCGUCAGCCUCGUGAGCGCCGAGGUGCAUGUCGUCGCGGCGGACGGCGUGAGCCUCGCGUACCCCGGCACGUACUGCCUCCACGGGUGCGACCCGCACGACAGCAGGCUCGAGCCGUCCUGCGACUCGACCUGCUACCCCGGCUGGUGCGAGAACGAGUGGUGCUACGUCGACCCGGCCGCGUGCAACACCGAGUACAGCACGACCGCGUACGUGGUGGGCGCCACCCCGCACUACUUGUGCCCCGCCGAUGCCGCCGCCACCGCCGCCGCCGCCGCCGCCCUUGCCGCCGCCCUCGCCUCCGCCGCCCUCGCGUCGCCGUCGCCGCCGCCCUCUCCGCCGCUCGUCUGCCCGUGCCUCACCGCCUACCCGGCCGGCGUCAACCUCGUGAGCGCCGAGGUGCAUGUCGUCGCGGCGGACGGCGUGAGCCUCGCGUACCCCGGCACGUACUGCCUCCACGGGUGCGACCCGCACGACAGCAGGCUCGAGCCGUCCUGCGACUUCGACCUGCUACCCCGGCUGCAACGAGUUCGAGAGCUGGUUCUACCAGCCGCCGAUGCCGCCGCCACCGCCGCCGCCGCCGCCCUUGCCGCCGCCCUCUCCUCCGCCGCCCUCGCGUCGCCGUCGCCGCCGCCCUCGCCGCCGCUCGUCUGCCCGUGCCUCACCGCCUACCCGGCCGGCGUCAGCCUCGUGAGCGGCGAGGUGCAUGUCGUCGCGGCGGACGGCGUGAGCCUCGCGUACCCCGGCACGUACUGCCUCCACUGGCUCACCGACUUUGUCCCCCGUGCGAAUCAAAUGUCAGAGAACGAGACAGUGAAGGUCGGCAUUUUGCCGGCCGAAGACGGCAAGCCGAGCGCGAGCGCCGUUUUCUGGUCCAAGUUUUCGCGCCCGACCGACCCGACGACGGACCCCAACGGCGUCACCACAAACGCGCCAGCUCUCAAGCCGGUCACCGAAGACGCGUCGGCUCUCGAGCCGGGCGACGCCGACUGGGCUGUCUCGGCCAAGGAGGUGCCAGGGAAGAAGCCCGUCACGGCGCCGAUCGCCUCGUACGCUGCGGGCAUCUUCGACUGGACCACCCCGUCGAACCCGCGCCGCACGAACGGGCGCAAGGGCGCAUCCGCCCCGAUCUGCCACGUCAAGAACAACUCCCCGGUCGGCUGCAAGAACGGGUUCGGGGCCCUGCUCGGAACGGACGGCAAGGAGGGCACCCUCGGUGGCACCGGCAAGGGCGUGACGGCCAACGUCGAGACGACCACGAUUACCACGCCGGAGGGCUCCGUCUCUGCCUCCGGCUGGUUCUCUUGGCCCAAGUUCUGCCCGUCCUACUUGCUCCGCCUCUUUGGCAUCCUCGCGCUGCUCUGCCUCGGAACCGCGUUUGCGCUCUCCUCGUACUCUGCCACCUCCGCGCUUCUCUCCUCGCAGUGGCACGAGUCCCCGACUUCCUUUCCCGCAGUCAAAACGCCGUUCACGCCGGCAUCGCUUAACGGCUUCUGCGAGGUUGGCGGCGACGACACCAGCUCGUAUGCAGCCAUCGUGUCGACGGACAGCGCGCCCGCCGACCACCCGGUGCGUGCUCGCUCGCGCUUGCUAGUACCGCGCCAGCUCGUGACCAACAGCCCGCGCGCUGUUCAGGGCGGGCACGAGGAGGGGCGCUUGUGGGAAGCACUGAUGGACGAGAUCGACGAGGCAGUGGGCGAGCCGUUGCGCGUGCUUGGCGAGCCGCCGGCGUCCGUCAAGGACGUUUACGAGAAGCAGCCGGGCGAGGCCGACUUGGAGACCGUCCUCGCCUCGCGCAACAGCACGGAGCGCAAGGGCGAGCCCGAGAUUGACUUUGUCGGUCCCAUCUACAGCAACAGGACGGGGAUCAUCGCUCGGGGGCGCGACACCGUCCUGUCCGUGAACGACACAUCGCCCGAGUUGCGGCCCGCCGACGCUCGGAAGCUUGGGAUGCUGGAGAUGCGGAAGCUGGUUGAGACUGGCCUCGGCGCGCCCGUCUGUAGCAUGCACGCCGGCGGCGGGUGGCGGGCGAACGACGGAUUGGCGAACGAUUCUCGAGUCCCAACCAAGGAUCUCUUCCUCCAGCGUGGCUGGGCCAUCGACCCUCUUCUCGCGGCCACGCUUGAGGAGGUGGCGUGGCCUGCAGAGGUCCGCACCGCUCAGCUCGCCGACUCGAACGCGCUCGAGUCCGAUCUCUUCUCGGUCUCAAGUGUGUGCGCCGACUGGCAGCCACGCUGUGCCGCCCCUGCGUGGCACGCGGAGCCUCGCCACGCGCUCACCGACGAGCCCGCCUCCCCGUUCCACUUUCCCUUCACGAGCGGACCUUCCUCUUCCGCGCCUGGCCGCGCCCGACAGCGCGGUCAGCUUUGGGCCGCCUUGCUGCUCGGAGCGUGCUGCGGUGUGCUGCUCUCGGUGCGGCGGAGCACCUCCGGGCGCCUCGUGCGGUGCCGGACGGGGGCGAGGCGUGGCGCGUGGCUGCUGAUUCUCGCCGCGCUGCUCCCGCUGGCAUGUGCACCAUCAGCCUACACGUCUGGCUCGGGCGAGUCUGGCUCUGGGGAGAUUGGCUCUGGCGAGGUUGACAUCGAUCCGUCGCCAUCUCCCGAGCCGUCGCCAGCUCCAUCGCCCGAGCCGUCACCGUUUCCCGAAUUUCCCGAGCCGUCGCCCGAGCCUGAGCCGUCGCCGUCUCCCGAAUUUCCCGAGCCGUCGCCCGAGCCUGAGCCGUCGCCGUCUCCCGAAUUUCCCGAGCCGUCGCCGCCGCCGUACCCUCCGGCCAAGGCGCCGGUCCCGCCGCCGCCGCCGCCGUCCCUUCCGCCGCCGUCCCCGCCGCCGUCGCCGCCGCCGCCGUCCGCGUCGGGCGAGACUGGCUCUGGGGAGAUUGGCUCUGGCGAGGUUGACUCACCGCCGUCCGCUCCAUCAAUCGACUUCCAGGUCACUGUGGGUGGCGGCAGCUACCCGUCCGAGGUGUCGUGGGACCUGACGUGCAGCGGCGCGUUGAUCGGCAGUGGAGGGGCCCCCUACUUUGGCACCCUGUCCGCGCCGCCCGGCGAGUGCACGCUCAACAUGUACGACUCGUGGGGCGACGGCUGGAACGGCGACGAGUGGGAGGGUGCGGGCUAUACGUUCACGCUCGACUCCGGAUCCUCCAGCAGCGAGACGUUCACCCUCGCCCCCCUCCCCCCGUCCUCUCCGUCGCCGCCGUCGCUGCCGCCGCCGGCGCCGCCAAUCGACUUCCAGGUCACUGUGGGUGGCGGCGACGGGCAGUCCGAGGUGUUGUGGACCCUGACGUGCAGCGGCGCGUUGAUCGGCAGUGGAGGGGCUCCCUAUUCUGGCACCCUGUCCGCGCCGCCCGGCGAGUGCACGCUCGACAUGUACGACUGGUACAGCGACGGCUGGAGCGGCAACCUGUGGGAGGGUGCGGGCUAUACGUUCACGCUCGACUCCGGAUCCUCCGGCAGCGAGACGUUCACCCUCGCCCCCCUCAGCACCGCCUCAGCACCGCCUCCCUCAGCACCGCCAGUUUCACCGUCGCAGAAUGCAUGUGGUGCGUGCGCCGCAUGCAAGUGCUUCGCGUGCGUCGGUGGGAUCCCUCCGAGGUGCUAUCCCUACGAUCCUACCGGGGAGGAAGGGCCACCGAACGCUGAGGCGUGCAUUGAUGUUUCUGGCAUUGAUUGCUCUCCGCCGCCGCCGCCGUCCUUGCCAUCUCCACCCUCUCCGCCCCCGUCACCGCUGUCCGCUCCAUCACCGCCGUCCGCUCCAUCAAUCGACUUCCAGGUCACUGUGGGUGGCGGCAUCUUUGAGUCCGAUGUGUCGUGGACCCUGACGUGCAGCGGCGCGUUAAUCGGCAGUGGAGGGUCCCCCUACUCUGGCACUCUGUCCGCGCCGCCCGGCGAGUGCACGCUCGACAUGUACGACUCGUACGGCGACGGCUGGACCGGCAACUUGUGGGAGGGUGCGGGCUAUACGUUCACGCUCGACUCCGGAUCCUCCGGCAGCGAGACGUUCACCCUCGCCCCCCUCCCCCCGUCCUCUCCGCCGCCGCCGUCGCUGCCGCCGCCGCCGCCGUCGCUGCCUCCGUCACCGCCGUCCUCUCCGCCGCCGCCGCUUCUGUCGCCUCCGCCGCCGCUGCCUCCCCUCGUCGAGCUCGACUUGAGCAGUGCUUCUACUUCACAAAGUUCCACCGAUCAUGGCGGUGUUGCUUCCCGAGCGGUUGCCUCGUCGAACCCAAGCAGCAGCUGGUCCGACGGAACGUGCACUCACACAGCUACCUCGCCUGACCCAUGGUGGCGCGUGACGUUCCCAUCCACCUACACGGUGGUCGCUGUCCGCGUGUUGAAUCGCGGCGAUUGCUGCUCGGACCGUCUGAAUGGGUUCACCGUCAAGGUAUCGUCGUCGACUUGUGCCAACGAUGUGCAGAUUGGCCCUGGAGAGAACAAGCUCGUCACUUGCGACGCAGCGGGCCCGAGCGGCGACCACACCACCGGCUCGGGCUACUACCUCUACACCGAGGCCAGUAGUCGCUACAACAAGCUGCACCGGCUCGAGAGCCCGCUCUUCGCGCUCCAGCGGGACGCCACCCUCUCCUUCGCCUACCACAUGUACGACGGUAAUGGCUAUAAUACCAUGGGCACCAUCUCCUUCGAGGCUUACGACGACGAGACGGGCUGGACGACGCUCUGGAGUCGGACUGGCAACCAGGGCAAUAGCUGGCUCGACGCGGCGGUGAUCCUACCCGCCUCGGCGACGAAAGUGCGCUUCAACGGCUUGACGGGAAAUGGCUGGAGCUCGGACAUGGCGCUGGACGACGUCUCCUUCUCGCUUGCGCCGCCGUCGCCGCCGCUGCCCCCGCCUCUGCCGCCGCUCUCCCCGGACUUUGUCGCCGCGGCGAGCGAGGCCGAGCUCCGCAACCUGAUCGAGGACGCUACUUCUACUGCGGCCGACGUCUCCAUCUACCUGCCGCCCAGCGACGUCGAGAUCAUCGAGUCGACCGUGCGGGACUGCCAUGCUAACAUGGAGGGCGGCGUCGUCUACGCGAGGAGCAGCGAGUUGCUCUCCAUCGCGAGUGUCGACUUCAUCAACAGCAGAGCGGGUUACUCAGGCUCGGUGCUGUACCUGCAAGACAUCGAACAAACCUCCAUCAGCGACGCCUCCUUCACCGGCAACGACGGCUGGACGGACAACUUGGCCAACGUGAUCUCCAUCGACUGGUCUGGCUUUUUCCUGCCGGAGCAGUGCCUCGGCUACGCUCUGCGGCUCCUCGCCAUCGCCCUCUCCCCCGUCGCCCUCAUCGCCCUGCUGAUGGUUGCGGGAAUAAGUCUGCGGCUCCACGGCUGGCGUGCUGCCCCGCCGCCGCGCGAGAGAGCGUGGUACGCGGAGGCGGCCCUCGGCCUCCUCGACCUCACGCCGGCCGGUUUGGCCUACACCAUCUCUCCGCCAAACGAGCCCCUGCGGCAGGUCUCCUACAUGCGGCAGGACGCGAGCGUCGAGUGCGGCUCCGACGAUCACGGACCCAUCACCGGCCUCGCCAUCGGCUUCAUCGCCCUCUGGCCCGCCGGCUCGCUGGUCCUCUUCACGUCGCUCCUCGCCGCUUGCUACAAGCCGCUGCAGUCCAAGACGCCGAAUGCUCUGACGCGGGCCACCGCCUUCCUGCACCGGGAGUACAAGAAGACCUGGUACUGGUGGGAGGCGGUCGAGCUGGCGCGCAAGCUCGUGCUCACGGGCUUCGUGCUGCUGAUACCGGAGGAGCGAGCCUUUGUUCGCCUCGUGGUGGCGACCCUAAUCUGCUCAUGCUACGCCGUCGCGCUCGCCGUCGUGCGGCCGUACAAGCGGGUCGAGGACAACGUGCUCGCCGUCGCCACCAGCCUCGUGCUCCUCCUCCUCUUCCUCGGCACCAACUGGAGCACCAUCUUCCUCGGCAUCCAGGAGCGCUCCGGGAUCGAUGAUGCCAAUGCAGUCCUCGGCUUCCGCAGCCUCAAUGUGAUUGUCGACUCGAUGAUCAUCCUCGUUGCAGUCGUGCUCGCCUUCUUCCUCGUCGGCGCCAUCGUCGCCGCCCGCCGCGUCGCCAAGGUCCCCACGAUCCGCCUCGUCUCGACCAAGCAGCCCCCCGAGAUGAGCAUCGUGAGGGGCCUCACGUGGCACCUCUUCAACAGCCACAUCUGGUCGACCGGUCAAGACGCCGUCAAGGUCAUCAAGGGUGAGCUCCAGCAGCUGCUGCCGGACAUCAAAAACUGCCUCCGAGAGAUUCGCUCGUCGCUCGAGAAGGACAAGCCGCUCGUCCUCGUCCAAGAAGCGGACCCUGAAAAGGGCGGCGGGACGCUCCAGGCGCUGCGCGACGAGUGCCCCGAGGACCUACAGCCGGCCAUCUUUGACAACGACUGGCCGCUCACGAUUUGGUAUCGCAUCGAUGAGUUUCAGCUCAUCUCCCUCAAGAUCAUCGCCGAGGCGCCGCCGGCCACAACCAGCUCCGCGGUGCUCCUCUGCUCGCCCAACUUUCUGGACAGGACGUCCCUUCCGCUCUGCGUGUCGGGUGAGCUCGAGAGCCAGUCGCUCGCCUUUUCCAAACCGUGCACGCUCUGGGCCUCUCCUGCCAACGCGGGGUCGCUGACGCUGGCCAACGAGAUCGCCGCCGCCGUUGCCGGUCUCAAGAUCUCCACCACCGAUGAUCGGCCGGCCAGUGCGACGCACAUGCUUCUCUACCUCAACGAGGACAGCUUCGUCAGCGACGAGCGGCUGGCCGAGCAGGUCAAGCAGGCGCGGGAGGACAAGCUGAAGAUCGUCAUCGCGCACGAGAAUGACCCGGACCUCGGCGGCUGCCAGUUCUCGAGGUUUUUCGAAGAGCUCAUCGCUGGCGGACUCUACAAGGACCUGGCAAAAUCCUGCUUCCCCGGCCGCCACCGCAAGGCGCGCGCCGUGUCGCUCGUGCUUCUGGCAAAGAGCCUAGGCGCGACCCCCGCUCGGUCGCGGGCGGACCUCCUCGUUUCGGGCAGCGUCGCUGAGGGCAGCAUCAGCCUCGCGAAGCGCAGCCUUGGCGGCCUCAGCCGUGUGUUCGGCAAGAUAAGCAGCCGCAGCUCUGCGGAGGAUCCGCCGCGCGACGGCGCUGGUGUCGAGGCGUCGUCAUCGGCAUCGGUGCCGGUGCAGCAGCAGGUUUGA